ACUAGUCGUUUAUACGAUGACGCGCACGGAAGAGAAUAUUUUACCCUUUACUUCAAACAAUUCUCAGUUUUUAUAUGUACCAACAUGCGAAAGUGUACCUAGACCGCCACCUAAAAUAUAUCAAACUACUCGAGAUGAAAAGCGCCAGCUCGACUUUCUAGGCCGCCUUGAACAAAAGCUUGCACAAUACAAUGCGUCUGAAAGUAUUUGGAAGCGUUGGUUAUUCGAAAUUAUUAGCGUAACAACAAGCGCAGUCUGUAUAGGCGCGAUUAUUGGACUACUAUAUCACGUGAACAAUAAAUCUCUCAACGUUUGGGCUCCAGCCCUGACCGUAAUUACAAUUCUCUCAAAAGUGGCAUCGGCGGCUCUUAUUUUACCUAUAUCAGAAGCGAUUGGACAGCUAAAAUGGACUUGGUUUUAUGGUAAAAAGUCAAGAGAUGCAUUUGAUUUUGAGAUCUUCGAUAAAGCAUCACGUGGUGUAUGGGGCUCUAUUAUGCUUCUAUGUCGUACAAAGGGCAGGUCUCUUGCUGCGUUAGGUGCUCUUUUAACAAUCCUUCUAUUGGCGAUCGACACCUUUUUCCAGCAAGUGACCGAUUUGCCAGAGCGAUGGAAACUCGAGGGCGAAAGCUUCAUCCCACGUAUUGCCCAAUACAAACCCAUUGUCGAAUUUCAAUUCGAUGACGAAAGUGCUGAUCCUUUGGCUGUAACCAACAACGAAUUAAGGAGGGGGAUUGGACCUUUUUUCUACGAUCAGAACGGGACCCGUCCGCUUGCAAUCGGCGACGCUACAUAUGCCGAAAUACCGCUUGUGUGUCCGACGGGUAGAUGCGAAUGGCCAUCAUAUGAGACCUUGGCGGUUUGCAGCGCUUGCGAAGAUGUCUCACACCUUCUUGAAUACGCUUGUCUUACGACAAAGAUGGACUGGAUCAGGAAUGCGAAAGGCCCUAAUUUGAAUAUCUCCACACCUCGAGACACUGCUUGUGGCUACUUUCUAAACGCAACUAGCGAUGAUCCGGUCCUCAUGUCAGGCUUUCGAGUUUCCAAUCUCACCGAUCCUGUUCCGGGCGAGACGCUUCUAAUGCGCACUUUACCGUUGGUCACCAAUAUGUUCAGACAGCCUCUCUAUGGCAGCGCAACUAUCAAUUUCGAACACAUUCAAUAUCGCAUACUCGAUGCGAUUAUUGUGAGCUCAGUAGACGGCACGGCGGAUAGCGUCUACGAAAAAAAGCGACCUGUUGCUCAGGAAUGUAUGAUGACGUGGUGCGUUAAGACCCUGCGCUCCUCAUAUCAGGAUGGGGACUAUCGAGAAGAAGUACAAGGCGUUUUCAUAAACACUACAAAAGCAGAAUUUCCAUGGUUGGCAAAAAACGAUUUCGAAUCAAGAUCGACUUACCAGGAGUUCCAAGCGAAUAUCGUCAUACAGCCCCCUUCAGUCACUGGGAACAAGACUACCUUUGGGGUUUCGAAUGAAACAUUCUUCGAUCUCGCCAUCAUUCUGGAUGAAAUUUUUCCAUCUAUGAUCACGGUUGCUGAACCAACGGCGCCGAAAUUCAUCAAAAUAAUGACUUCUCGCCAAGACAAUGCCUUCUGGCGUUCUGUCACUUUCAGCCCUUGGCUUGCACCGAAUAAUGUUGCUGCUCAUCUAGAACGAAUGGCUCAGGCUAUUACAAACGUAAUAAGAUCCGAUACGGACAGCAACGACCUUAUUCCUGGUAUCUCCCUAGCGCGAGAAACCUAUGUCGUAGUCCAAUGGGGCUGGCUCGCAUUCCCAUUAGCUAUGCUCAUUCUCAGUAUCGUUUUCCUGGUCUCAACAAUCAGGAAAACCUCAAGUGGGGGUUACGAAGAUCUUGGCACAUGGAAGACUUCAGCGAUGCCGGCUUUGAUGUACAGCCUGCCGAAGGACAUACAAGAAGGAGUUGUAUCGACAACUCGCCCGAGGGUGAUGAGAGGUAAACGCGCAAGCAAGGUUCGGAUCAGGCUUUUGCCGAAACAAGGCUGGAGGGUUUCUGGAGAGGUUAUUGCGAGGCCACAGCCUCCACCUGGUUUCUUUUAAUGUACAUAUUUACAUGAUAGACGAUUUACGAUGUAAUGAUUAAUGUUCACACACUCUGAACAAGACAAAGAGACUUUUCAGAUCCU
Messenger RNA from Bipolaris maydis ATCC 48331, 2139 nucleotides. RefSeq lists its product as uncharacterized. Lineage: Eukaryota; Fungi; Ascomycota; Dothideomycetes; Pleosporales; Pleosporaceae. The record is from RefSeq and is a predicted model, not a curated record.